Messenger RNA from Polyodon spathula (Mississippi paddlefish), 958 nucleotides. RefSeq names its product ventricular natriuretic peptide. The coding region runs from base 83 to 520 and encodes 145 amino acids. The transcript is spliced from 3 exons. NCBI's taxonomy places the organism in Eukaryota, Metazoa, Chordata, Actinopteri, Acipenseriformes, Polyodontidae. Gene Ontology annotation, biological process: cGMP biosynthetic process; neuropeptide signaling pathway; negative regulation of systemic arterial blood pressure. Gene Ontology annotation, molecular function: hormone receptor binding; hormone activity. The record is from RefSeq and is a predicted model, not a curated record. Gene Ontology annotation, cellular component: cytoplasm; extracellular region; nucleus.
CAGCGGAUACAGUUGAACUCAUACGCAGCAGUGGAGCACACUGACAGCAUCACUGUUUGAACUGUACUGGGGCAGGGAUUCAAUGAGGAUGGGGGAAAUAGCAGUCCGUUACGGAUUUCUUUUACUGUGCGUGUUCCAGCUCGGGGUUAGAGCCAGUACUUUAUUCAACAAGUACAACGUGCAGGAGCUGUCCAGUCUGAAGGAUUUAAUUGAGCGUCUAGAAGAGAAACUCUCCCCAGAUGAGGAGAGCGACGUGUACGCGGGAUCUGAAGACCUGGUCAACAAUCCAGAAGACGACGUUGAUCUGAUCUUGGACAAUGUUAGGAAACAAGCCGAGAAAGAGUUUUAUAAACCGGCUGGUUUUCGGGAGGUAAACACGCAAAGGGGCAGGCUCCGGAGUAUUGCGACUUCAGCCAGAAGCAUGAACGGUUGCUUUGGAAACCGGAUUGAAAGAAUCGGCUCUUUGAGCUCGCUAGGGUGCAACAACUCCAGAUUUGGUUCAAAGAAAAGGAUAUUUUAGUGGAAACUGAACGACCGUCUCUCCAUUGACUUCAGGACUUUAAUCAUUUGUGCAGAAGAUGGAUGUGACAAGACUCCCAUUGUUACGCGUGUGCGCUAUAGGAGAAGUCAUUGUUUCCACACACUGGAAAACAAACAUAUAUUUAUGCUGUAAUUAUGUAUGUUAGUUAGUAUUGGCCCUGUUAUACAGUUUGGAUGUAAAGGUUGACCUUACAGGAAAAACGGUUCAAAUUGAAUGAUUUUCUUUUAAUGGUUAAAAAUGAUCACCCGUGUUUUCUAAAGGUGUGCAGUUCUGCAUGGAGUUUCUAUAUACAUGUAAUGUAUAAUAUUUAAGCGUUCACGCGAGUUCUGUAUUCAGCUGUUAUUUGAAUAAAUGAGAUGUCCUUGUACUUGGAGUGGCAAUGUAGAAAUUAUAUUUGUAAUAAACGACUUUAACGUA